AUGUCACUCCUUGUUAUUUUCCCUUUUGCUCUCUUCCUAUUCUCCUUCUUCUUGUUCAAAAAACACAAAACAUCAUCUGAAAAACCAACACUUCCACCAGGUCCUAAAGGCCUUCCGUUCAUAGGAAACUUACACCAACUUGAUAGUUCAUCUCUUGGUGUAAACUUCUACGAACUCUCAAAGAAAUAUGGCUCUUUAAUCUUCCUUAAACUUGGUUCAAGACCAACACUUGUUGUUUCAUCUGCUAAAAUGGCGAAACAAGUAAUGAAAACACACGACAUCGAGUUUUGUAACCGACCCUCUUUAAUCAGCCAUAUGAAGCUCUCUUAUAAUGGACUAGAUCAAGUGUUUGCACCCUAUAGAGAAUAUUGGAGACACACCAAAAAACUUUCCUUCAUACAGUUUCUUAGUGUCAAAAGAGUAGCAAUGUAUUAUUCGGUUCGAAAAUAUGAAGUGAGGCAAAUGAUGAAGAUGAUAACAGAACAAUAUGUGCCCUCUAACAAACCUGUCAACCUGCAUGAUCUUCUUGCGUGUCGUACAAGCGCGAUCGUUUGUAGGACAGCGUUUGGGAGGAGGUUUGAAGACGAAGGAACUGAGCAUAGCAUGUUUCAUGAUUUGCUUAAAGAAAUGCAGGAAAUGACGAUUUCGUUCUUUUAUACGGAUUAUUUGCCUUUUCUUGGAGGAUUUGUUGAUAAGUUUACCGGAAUGAUGGGUCGUCUUGAGAAAAUAUUCCAGCUUUUGGAUGGAUUUUUUCAGACUGUCGUCGAUGAACAUCUUGAUCCCGAAAGGAAGAAGUUGCAACCACACGAAGAGGAUGUCAUUGAUGCUUUGAUUGAUUUGAAGAAUGACCCUUACUGCUCAAUGGAUCUCAAAUCUGAACACAUCAAACCCUUGAUCAUGAAUAUGUUGUUCGCGGGGACGGACACGAUUUCGUCCGUGGUAGUUUGGGCGAUGACGGCGCUAAUGAAGAAUCCAAGAGUGAUGAAGAAAGUACAAGAAGAGAUUCGAAAAGUAUUUGGCGAGAAGGGUUUUAUAGAGGAAGAAGAUGUUCAAAAGCUUCCAUAUCUGAAAGCAGUUAUAAAAGAAACAAUGAGAUUGUACCCAUCUUUGCCGAUACUUUUACCUCGAGAAACCAUGAAAGAGUGUGAAAUUGAAGGGUACAGAAUUCCGAACAAGACAUUAGUGUUCGUGAACGCGUGGGCGAUUCAUAGAGAUCCGGAAGCAUGGAAGAAUCCAGAAGAGUUUUAUCCCGAGAGAUUUAUAGGAAGUGAUAUAGAUUUCAAAGGACAAGAUUUCGAUCUGAUUCCGUUUGGUUCGGGGCGAAGAGUUUGCCCCGGGUUAAACAUGGCGGUUGCUACUGUGGAUCUUUUACUUGCUAAUCUUUUAUAUUUGUUUGAUUGGGAAAUGCCGGAAGGUCUAAAGAGGGAAGAUAUAGAUUUUGAUGGUCUUCCAGGACUUGUUCAACACAAGAAACAUCCUCUGUGCCUUGUUGCUAAGACUAGAAUUGCAUGUGUGUGA
This is a messenger RNA of Lathyrus sativus (Indian pea), 1518 nucleotides long. The record is from the annotation of a GenBank genome assembly. NCBI's taxonomy places the organism in Eukaryota, Viridiplantae, Streptophyta, Magnoliopsida, Fabales, Fabaceae.